AUGACCGUGACCGCCACCGGGAGUCCGAAUACCUUUCCUGACGUCCUCAUUGUCGGCGCCGGCCCUUGCGGCCUCUCAGUGGCAGCUCGUCUCCGCGAGCAACAUCCAUCAGCACUCUUCACAGACGCAGAGCAAGCUCGCUACAGAUGGAUCAAAAGACACGCAAGCCAAGCCAGCAUAAAGCAGUCCAGGACCGGGCGUACUGAGCCUGGCAAAGGGCUCGAAGCAGGUAGCAUGAGAAAUCGGAAGCCUUCCAUACUCGUCCUUGACAACAGCGGCGCACAGUGGCUCGCAAAAUGGACAAGGCUAUUCGACGCCUUCGAAAUCGAACACUUGCGCAGUCCAAUGUUCUUCCACCCAGACCCGCAAGAUCGCGACGCCUUGCUCGCCUACGCUCAUACGCAGGGGCGUAGCGACGAACUUGUGGAGAUCACUGGGUGCGUUGGUAAAGAAAUCAGCAAGCAUAAGCGGAAGAAGCGCAGGGAUAAGGGUGGCGAAGCGCGAGCAGAGGUCACAAUAGACGAACGCGAUCGCAAAGACUACUUCACCCCUUCAAGUGCGAUGUUCCAGGACUUCUGUCGACACUGUGUAGAAAGGUAUGGCUUGGACGAGGAGCAUGUCAUCGAGCAAGGAACCGUCCAGGACAUCAAGUAUGGCGCGGUGACGAUAGGCUCAGCAGAUAUGCAGGUCUUCACUGUCAGAACCGAGAGGGCUAUGUACCUUGCCCGCACGGUCGUGCUCGCUACCGGUGGUGGCACGCCCACGAUACCGAAGCCAUUCUCCCCCGACGUGGCCCACGGAGCAUGUCAUGCUAUGAACCUCGCCAGACGCGGUCUUCCGGAUCCAAGCAUUGCCGCGAAGAUACGAGCUCGCAUACCGACUAAUGUGCUCGUUGUUGGAGGAGGUCUAACGAGCGCUCAAGUCGCGGACUGUCUCAUACAGCGUGGCGUUACCAAGGUCUGGUUGCUGAUGAGAGGCCAGUGGAAGAUCAAACCUUUCGAUGUGAAUCUGAGCUGGAUAGCCAAGUUCAAAAAUCAUCAGCAGGCGGCGUUCUGGUCCAGUGACAGCGACCAAGAACGGUUGCAAUAUGUCCACGAAGCGCGAAAUGGUGGUAGCAUCACUCCUCUAUACAGCAAGCGGCUGAAACAACAUAUCGCAUCUGGUCGCCUAUCAGUGGCAUGCAACAGGGUUGUUGCCACCCAGCAUUACGACUGUGAAACGCGGUCAUGGACCAUUACAACUGACCCUCCGAGUCUUGACCUCCCAGCAAUAGACUACAUCUACUUCGCCACAGGUACACAAGCCGACAUCCGCAGUAUACCUUGCCUACGGAGCAUGCAUAAGGACUUCCCCAUCCGCGACGUAAGCGGCCUGCCGUGCCUCACUGAUGACCUCAUGUGGAAGUCUGACGUCCCGCUGCUCGUGACUGGCAAGAUGGCGACGCUGCAACUAGGACCCGGAGCUGGGAACCUGGAGGGUGCGAGACAGGGCGCAGAAAGAGUGGCGUGGGCUAUCGAGGAUGUGUUAAACCGGGAAGAACCGGGUGACGGAGACGACGAUCAACGGUCCGAGAGUGUGAGCCAGCGAUACGUUGCAGGCAUCGGCAGUAUGUAUGAGAGCCUGGAAGAUGAUGAUCAAAGCUGAGUGAGUGGAAGCUACUCUGAUAAUUUCUACUGUUUGCUUGUCCUAUUUUCAGCAGGAAUUUUAGAUCUUGCAAGGAGAUGACGCUAGUCGGUUGCUGAAGCAUCUUGAAUGGCCUAGAAGAACG
Molecule: messenger RNA, 1768 nt
Organism: Baudoinia panamericana UAMH 10762
Lineage: Eukaryota; Fungi; Ascomycota; Dothideomycetes; Mycosphaerellales; Teratosphaeriaceae
Exons: 2
Coding region: 1-1644 (547 amino acids)
Source: RefSeq, a predicted model, not a curated record